Molecule: messenger RNA, 2586 nt
Organism: Puma concolor (puma)
Lineage: Eukaryota; Metazoa; Chordata; Mammalia; Carnivora; Felidae
Gene: PIWIL1
Product: piwi like RNA-mediated gene silencing 1
Molecular function (GO): RNA binding; protein binding
Source: RefSeq, a predicted model, not a curated record
AUGACCGGGCGAGCCAGAGCGAGAGCACGAGGAAGGGCUUGCGGUCAGGAGACGGUGCGGCACGUGGGGGCCCCUGCUAGUCAGCCCCCCGGCUUCGUCCAGCCUCGGCCUCAGCAGCCGGCAGCAGAGGGGGAGUUAGUUGGCCGUGGACGACAGAGAGGAGCAGGCGGAGCGCCGGCCAAGUCACAAGACCUCCAGAUAUCCGCUGGAUUUCAGGAGUUAUCGUUAGCAGAGAGGGGAGGUCGUCGUAGAGACUUUCAUGACCUUGGUGUUAACACAAGACAGAACCUAGACCACGUUAGAGAAUCAAAGACAGGGUCUUCAGGUAUUAUAGUAAGGCUGAGCACUAACCAUUUUCGACUGACGUCCCGUCCCCAGUGGGCCUUGUACCAGUAUCACAUUGACUAUAACCCGCUGAUGGAGGCCAGAAGACUCCGCUCAGCUCUUCUGUUUCAACAUGAAGAUUUAAUUGGAAGGUGUCAUGCUUUUGAUGGAACGAUAUUAUUUUUACCUAAAAGACUACAGCACAAGGUUACUGAAGUAUUUAGUCAGACCCGAAAUGGAGAGCAAGUGAGGAUAACGAUCACCUUAACAAAUGAGCUCCCACCUACAUCACCAACUUGUUUGCAGUUCUAUAACAUUAUCUUCAGGAGGCUCUUGAAGAUCAUGAAUUUACAACAAAUUGGACGGAAUUAUUAUAACCCAAGUGACCCAAUUGAUAUUCCAAAUCACAGGUUGGUGAUCUGGCCUGGCUUUACCACUUCCAUCCUCCAGUACGAAAAUAACAUCAUGCUUUGCACCGACGUCAGUCAUAAAGUCCUCCGGAGUGAAACCGUGUUAGAUUUCAUGUUCAACCUGUACCAUCAAAUAGAAGAGCAUAAAUUUCAAGAACAAGUUUCCAAAGAACUGAUAGGCUUAAUUGUUCUUACCAAGUAUAACAAUAAAACAUACAGAGUAGACGAUAUCGACUGGGACCAGAAUCCAAAGAGCACCUUCAAGAAAGCAGACGGCUCUGAAAUCAGUUUCCUAGAGUACUAUAGGAAGCAAUACAACCAAGAGAUCACGGACCUGAAGCAGCCUGUGUUGGUCAGUCAGCCCAAGAGGAGGCGAGGCCCUGGGGGCACCUUGCCGGGGCCCGCGAUGCUCAUCCCGGAGCUCUGCUAUCUCACAGGUCUAACUGAUAAGAUGCGCAACGAUUUUAACGUGAUGAAAGACUUAGCUGUCCAUACCAGACUAACUCCGGAACAGAGGCAGCGUGAAGUGGGAAGACUCAUUGACUACAUUCAUAAAGAUGAUAACGUUCAGAGGGAGCUUCGAGACUGGGGUUUGAGCUUUGACUCCAACUUACUGUCCUUCUCAGGAAGAAUUUUGCAAGCAGAAAAGAUUCACCAAGGUGGAAAAACAUUCGAUUACAAUCCACAGUUUGCAGAUUGGUCAAAAGAAACCAGAGGUGCACCGUUAAUUAGCGUGAAGCCACUGGAUAACUGGCUGCUGAUCUAUACUCGAAGGAAUUACGAAGCGGCCAAUUCGUUGAUACAGAAUCUAUUUAAAGUUACACCAGCCAUGGGCAUACAAAUGAAAAAAGCAAUAAUGAUUGAAGUGGAUGACAGAACUGAAGCUUACCUGAGAGUCCUACAGCAGAAGGUCACAUCAGAUACCCAGAUAGUUGUUUGUCUGUUGUCAAGUAAUCGGAAAGACAAAUACGAUGCUAUAAAAAAAUACUUGUGUACAGAUUGCCCUACUCCAAGUCAGUGUGUGGUAGCCCGGACCCUGGGCAAGCAGCAGACAGUCAUGGCCAUUGCGACCAAGAUCGCCCUGCAGAUGAACUGCAAGAUGGGAGGGGAGCUCUGGAGGGUCGAUAUGCCCCUGAAGCUGGCGAUGAUCGUUGGCAUCGAUUGUUAUCAUGACACCACAGCUGGACGGAGGUCAAUUGCAGGAUUUGUUGCGAGCAUCAACGAAGGGAUGACCCGCUGGUUCUCUCGCUGCGUCUUUCAAGAUCGAGGACAAGAGCUGGUAGACGGUCUCAAGGUCUGCCUCCAAGCUGCCCUGAGGGCUUGGAACAGCUGUAACCAGUACAUGCCCAGCCGGAUCAUCGUGUACCGGGACGGCGUCGGCGACGGCCAGCUCAAAACCCUGGUGAACUACGAAGUGCCGCAGUUCCUGGACUGCCUCAAGUCCGUCGGGAGAGGCUACAACCCAAGACUAACAGUAAUUGUGGUGAAAAAACGAGUGAACGCCCGAUUUUUUGCUCAGUCUGGAGGAAGACUUCAAAACCCACUUCCUGGAACAGUUAUUGAUGUGGAAGUUACCAGACCAGAGUGGUAUGACUUUUUUAUCGUGAGCCAGGCAGUGAGAAGCGGCAGCGUCUCGCCCACACACUACAAUGUCAUCUACGACAACAGCGGCCUGAAGCCGGACCACAUACAGAGGCUGACGUACAAGCUGUGUCACGUCUAUUACAACUGGCCGGGCGUCAUCCGGGUCCCGGCUCCUUGUCAGUACGCCCACAAACUGGCUUUCCUCGUGGGCCAGAGCAUUCACAGGGAGCCCAACCUGUCACUGUCCAACCGCCUGUACUACCUCUGA